GCCUGGUCAAGUAUUUAAAGAUUUUUUGAAUCUGACAAAGUCACGGCCAAGCAUUUGCUUUUGUGUCUUGUCUCCCAUUUCUAUGUUUGAGACCUUUUCUAGGACGGCACUAUGUCUUCCCCCUAUAAUUCCAGAACCCUCAGUGUUUAUGGAGGAGGAUUUCUUCAUUCUUCUCCAAGGGGCUUCAACCUGGGUGAUGCUUUAGACCCGUCCGCUGAUGAGAAGGCCACCAUGCAGAAUCUGAAUAAUCGCCUGGCCUCUUACCUAGAGAAGGUGCGCUCACUGGAGAAGGCCAAUGCUGAUCUGGAGCGCAACAUCAGGGAAUGGUAUGACAAUCGCACUGAAGUCACAUUCGACCACACCAACUUGCUGGACACCAUCAAGGACCUGAAAAAUGAAAUCCAAUCAAUUUCCCUAGACAAUGCCACAAUCGUCCUGGCUGUGGACAAUGCCAAAUUGGCUGCUGAUGACUUCAAAAUAAAGUAUGAGAAUGAGAUGGGUAUGCGUAGGGUCGUUGAGGCUGACAUCGCCAAUCUGAGAAAAAUUCUGGAUGAGUUUAGCUUGAGUCGGUCAGAUCUGGAGAUGCAGAUUGAGUCUCUGAACGAGGAGCUCAUCAUGCUGAAGAGAAGCCACAAGGAGGAGAUGGCCCUGGUUAGUGCUGAGGUUGGAUGUCAGGUGAACGUUUGUGUGGAUGCAGCGCCCUCUAUGGACCUGAACCAGGCCAUCAACGAGAUCAGACAACACUAUGAGACCAUGACUGAGAAAAACCGUAAAGACCUGGAGUCCUGGUAUGAAAGCAAGAUCGCCACAGUGCAACAGGAGGUGGUCACACAUAAUGAAGAUCUUCAGAACAGCAGAACAGAGCUGAAGGAGUUGACAAGCACCUUACAAAGACUACAGAUUGAACUGCAGACCCAUCAGAGCAUGAGGUCAGCUCUUGAUGGUGAACUGGACGGCACAAAGGCCCGUUACAGUGACCAGCUGGCUAGGCUUCAGGCCACUGUCACAAGCCUGGAGGACCAGCUUAGUCAAUUUCAUGCUAACAUUAGCAACAACAAACAAGACUACGAAACGCUGCUGGACGUAAAGACCAGACUGGAGCGUGAGAUUGCAGAGUACAGGAGACUGCUGGAUGGAGAUGAAAGACAUUCCCACAAAGUUGUCACCAAAACAAUCACAGUGGAGGAAACCAUUGUGAAUGGGAAGGUUGUGGAGAGCAGCGAAACCGUGGAUGUUAAUGAGCAAAAUGACUAAUCUGCUCAAAAACUUCAGCAGAUGACAUCACAUGUCUUACUAAUGCCUUCUGUUCAAGACCUCUGUAAUGCAAAAUUGAACAGCUAAUGAAGUAAUUGGAAGUUAUAUUAUGAACAUGAUUAAAUGAAUGUAAUUUAGUUUUUUUUUCUUUGCAAA
This is a messenger RNA of Megalobrama amblycephala (Wuchang bream), 1410 nucleotides long. It is a transcript of the gene krt98, whose product is annotated as keratin 98. Gene Ontology annotation, molecular function: structural molecule activity. Lineage: Eukaryota; Metazoa; Chordata; Actinopteri; Cypriniformes; Xenocyprididae. The record is from RefSeq and is a predicted model, not a curated record.